UUGGCACGUCCUCCUGAGCUUCCACUCACUCUCCGCUGUUUGGUGUAGUUGUCCGGGUCUUCAGGCGAGCUGCCACGGUGGUGCUUUAGCUUUACACGAGCACCGGAGGAAACGUUAACCGCUAACGGAGACACAUCUGUGCCGUGCGGAGCAUAGCAGAGCAGGGCAGCCGCGGACGGUUGCCUCCCCUUGUGUGUGUGUUUUAAGAAGAUUGAAGAUGGCGACCAGCUCGGAGCGCAGUCCACCCCCGUUCCCCGACUCCGAGGACCAAGAUGUACUAGACUCUGAAGAAGUGAGAGGCCGAGAUAGUGAUGAAGACGACGGGGAGGACCUCUUCCUCGGCGCAAGCGACCCUCCGCUGACUGACGUGGACACCACACUGCCACCUGCCAAUCAACCCAGUGCUGUUUUAACAAACCCUCCCACUAACAUCAUGGAUGAUCCCUUAAUUGAGCCCAUCAGCAGCCAAACAGAAAACAAACCAGCGAGCGAAGUCAUAAGCGAACCCUCGGAUGAUUUUGUUGACCUGACAAACAACAUAAGCGACUCUCCGGAUGAAGCAGUCACAGCUGAAAUUGCCAUUACAGAUGCAGCAAAAAACACAACUGAAGUCCCUCUAGAUGAACCGUCAGAUGAUUUUGUUGACAUAUUUGGAAGUGAAACUGAAGCGCCGCGAGAGGAAGUUCUGAAUGCGGAUGUUACUGUUGAAGAAGUAACGGACAAAAGUGAAGUGACCAGUGGUGUAACAGAUACACCUGGUGAUGAGAAAACGGGAAUUGAUGAUGAACAGGAAGCAAAAGAACCUUCCACUGAUUCAAUUAUUGACCUCAGUGAUGAUCUUCCAGCCAGCGACACGCAACAGCCACUACCUGCCAGUGAAAAAUUUGUUGACCCUUUGGUUGACAUUCUUAGUGAUGCACCAUCAGCUGCCGAUGCCAAAAUACCCAGCCGGGAAACAGUCGAUCUGUUUGAAGACGAGGGGAGUGACUUGUUCACAGAAUCACGGCAGAGUAAAUCUGCCAAGCAGCCGCAGAAAAGCCUCUUCGGUGAGCCUGAUGAGGAUCUGUUCGGUGAGCCAUUGGGUGCAACCUCAAAGAAAACCGUAAGCAAAGAGCAGAGGGACAAACCUGUCACAACCAAAGCUGCUAGUGAUGUUAGCAUCACGGGUGGACCUCUGCUGGAGACUAGUCCUGCAGAACCAGCUGAUAUCUUUACUGAGGAGGCUCUCACCACAGUGCCCAUUGUCAAAACCGCCAGCACUGUCAGCUCUAAGACAAAUGGAGUCCACUCUGAAGAGGAGACCGAUAUAUUUGCUGAAGCCACAGUCGAGCUCUCCCUCGACAGUCCACGGGACGAGAGAAAGAAAGAUGUGACAGCCAAGCCGUCUGUGUCCGCCCCCUCUCUGUCAGCAGCUGCCAACCUGGCCAAGCCACAGUCUGCUGCCCUGGAGGAGCUUGAAGAAGAGGAAGAGGAAGAGCAGGAAGACAAAUUUGAGAUUGCCAUUUCCGUUAAAGACCCUGAAAAAAUUGGGGAUGGGAUGAAUGCUUACAUGGCCUACAAAGUAACCACACAGACCCAACUGCCUAUGUUUCGCAACAAGACAUUUACAGUUAGGCGACGCUUCAGUGACUUCCUCGGCCUCUACGAGAAGCUUUCUGAAAAACAUGGACCAAAUGGAUACAUUGUGCCCCCGCCACCAGAGAAGAGCAUCCUGGGUAUGACAAAGGUGAAGGUGGGAAAGGAAGAUUCCUCAUCUGCAGACUUUGUUGAGAGAAGAAGAGGUGCUCUGGAGAGGUAUCUCCAGAGGGUGGUAAAUCACCCGUCACUUCUCCAGGAUCCUGAUGUCAGAGAGUUCCUGGAGAGAGAGGAAUUGCCUAGAGCAGUGAGCACCCAGGCCCUGAGCGGCGCCGGCUUCCUGAAGAUGAUCAACAAAGCAACAGACGCUGUCAGUAAAAUGACCAUCAAGAUGAAUGAGUCAGAUGUGUGGUUUGAAGAGAAGCUGCAGGAAGUGGAGUCUGCAGACCAGCAGUUCAGGAAGCUCCACGCGCUGGUCGAAUCUCUGGUUGUCCACAGGAAAGAGCUGUCGUUGAACACGGCCAGCUUUGCCAAAAGCACGGCCAUGCUGGGCAGCGCAGAGGACAACACCGCUCUGUCCAGAGCUCUCUCUCAGCUGGCAGAGGUGGAGGACAAGAUGGAGCAGUUGCACCAGGAACAGGCUGCAAACGACACCUUCUGCUUUGCAGAACUCGUGGCCGAUUACAUCCGCCUGCUUGGAGCCGUGAGGGGGUCGUUUGAUCACCGGAUGAAGGCGUGGCAGCGUUGGCAGGAUGCUCAGGGUGUGCUGCAGAAGAAGAGGGAGACUGAGGCCAAACUGCUGUGGGCCAACAAGCCCGACAAACUGCAGCUGGCCAAAGAGGAGAUCGCUGAGUGGGAGGCCAAAGUGACGCAGUAUGAGAGAGACUUUGAAAGAGUUUCUGCUACUGUCCGCAAGGAAGUCGUCCGCUUUGAGAAAGAAAAAGCUAGGAACUGUAAAAGAGAGAUUAUUAACUACUUGGAGUGUCUGCUUCAGUCUCAGCAACAGCUCAUAAAGUACUGGGAGGCUUUCUUACCAGAAGCAAAAGCAAUUGCCUAAUCCUCGAGCACCAGCCUUUUGGAUGACAAAACAGGCUGCCUUUUUCUUAUACACUUUACCUCUUGCCUUUAAACCAAGGAAAAUGCGCGCAUUGUAAAGGGAGAAACAAUCAACCUGUUUUUUUAAUCACCUUUAACAUAUAGCUCUGUACUCUAUUGUAUUAAUAAUUGUAUAUUUUCAUUUAACCUUCCACAAAUAUUUUCUUAUUAGAUGAAAAGAGUUUUGCAUAUACAAAGAUAUGGACACACGAAAAAGAGAAUAGAUGAAUGAUUCCAUUAAUAUUCUCAAGAGAAGGGAAACGAACAGAGUCCGUUGUUCUCAGGAUUUUCUCCCUCAUGCGAUCAGGAGCUCUCUCACAUCAGCAGUGGUUACUUGUUUACAGCACGGCUGCUCUCUCAUCAAAUAUUUCUGGGGACCCAGAUGACGAAAGUGGCCAAGAGUCUCAGUCUGUUUCUUCUUUUUAAUGACUCAAAGGGAUUAAAAAAAAAAAAGGUAAAUAAGAACUAUGAGCACUUCCACCAGGUGGAUAAAGUACUUUAGUACAGCCAUGUUUAUUUUGUUUUUCUUUCAGUUUUAAAAUACUAUUGUUGCUGAGGGGAGGAGGGCAGGACAUUGAGAGGCAUUAGAUUAGCAGCGUCUACAGCCGUGGUCAAGGGUUGCGUUGUAGGUCAAGCUUUUGAGUUUAAUGUUAUAGAUUUCAAUCAUAAUGCAAACUUUACUCUUAUAACUACACAUGUCUGUGCCUUUUGAGUCAGAGUGGUGUUUUUGGUAUAAUGGAGUUUGGGAGAAAGUUGUACACAGUGGUAGGCAGUGCAGAUGCUUAUUAACAGUUACUUCCACAACAGCCAUAAUGAUGUGAGUGUCAGUGCUGAGGUCAAAGAGCAACACUUUUCAUGUUAAAAGGAACACUUUAUCCCCCCAAAAUGUCCAUUUGCAUAUUAUUUACUAACUCCUUUUUAUGUUGAAUUUAUGAAGAAAAGUUUUUUUUCUCACCUCCACUAUGAACAAAGAAUCCAAUAACGGAGAAAAUUCCUGACGAAUUGAAGUCAUAGGGGUCCGUGUUCAACAACAGUAAAUUACAUUAACACAUCUUUGAUUAAGCUUUUAGACAACUCAUGCACUUUAAUUAAAGUGUCAUUGGUCCAGUUGUAUGCUCAGUACGUCCCAAAUGCACGCAUCUUCACUAAAAACUGUAGUAUUUAGAAGUGAAUAAAAAGUGCUGCUUACUUCAAAGCCAGAUUUGUUACUUUGAUGGAUCUGAAUGAACCCUUUUAAACACCAAAGUCACACAAUAAAACAAACAAACUGAUGGAGGCAGUGGUAGACAGCCCCUCUUGUGUUCAGUGUCGAUGAAAUCUGGCUUUGGAGAGAUCAUAGUUAAGUUUCACUUUUAGUUCAGUUCCCUUUCAGAAAGGUCUGUCUGUUUGGUAAGUCCUGAGCAAAUGUCUGGACAAAUGAGACUUGGAUUUUACUGCACGAGUUGUGUGAGAGUUUGUAAACAGAUGUUUUGAUAUAGUUAUACUUUUGUUGAGGGUGACCCCCCGUGACUCGAAUUCAUUAAGAAUUUUCUCUAUUUUUGGAUCCUUGGUUCACCACGCAGGCAUGGGUGAAAAACAGUUUUCUUCACAUAUUCAAAGUAACAGGGUGAGUAAUUGAUAAACAAAUAGGCUUUUAGGGGUUGAAGUUUUCCCUCAAGCCCAUUUACUACAAAUUAAGCAUUUUUUCCAUUCGAUAUUCUUGCUCAUUAAUACAAUUAUUUUUUUCCUACUUUCCAGUCAGUCUAUGGGUUGUAUGAAGCUCAACCUGCACCCAGUUAUAACAGGUAAUCCUCACAGUGAACAUCAUGUUCAAGUCUGCUUUUGUCAACAUUUUUGCGUCAUUGUUGUGCGGUAUUAUAGUACAGGAGGAGACAGUUAACACUAUUUUUAAGGAAUUAAGAAGUUUUAAGUAUCUCCGAGUAAAUUUUCAUGCUGCAGUCGUAGAAUGAAUGCAAAGCUGGAAACCAAAGGCUGCCUGAAUUGUUCAGUCUAUAAAAUGACACAGAAUAAUGCCAAAGGUUUCCCAGAGUCUAUAACAUCUAGAAAUAGCUCAACCCAUUAUAUUUUUUAAGGUACCCUGCAAAGUUUUUGGCCAGAAAUAGUGUUAUGGAGCAGUGUUUAAAGCGUAGGUUAGUAUGAUGUUUGAUGGGAUUUAGAGUCCUGCUGAUGGUUUUCCACUUUUUUUGCUGAUCAGUAGCUGCUAACUGCUAGCUAGUGAGCAAUAUAGAUUCCAAAUUCUUUGGUAAUAUGUUUCAUGUGGAAAAAACAACAUAUCAGCAUAUUAGUUAGACCUGUAAGAAAUACAAUGCAGUUAAUGUAACACAACAUUGUUACAAAACAUCCACCUGGUACAAUUAUAUAAAACAGAAAAAAAAUUAAUAAGACAGGAUACCUUUAAUUUACGAUGAUAUAAAGCUCUUUUUUUUUUUUUUUCAAAAUGUGCUGUUCUCACAUUUGAGGAAAUGAAACCAGAUGGGUAGUUUUGGAUGAGCAGUUGCAGUUGAUUAUCAGAAUUUGGGGGAAUUUAUUGUCUUUUGAUUGGCUGAUAAUUUCACUGAAUAAUACUGUGCGUGAUUUCUAGUAAAUGGGCAACAACAUGCAACAAAAUGACUGUUCAUGCUGAGUUGUCGGCUCCGGAUUAAUGUCAAAUACUAAACAUACUGAUGUCAUAAUGAAUUUAAUGCUUUCCUGAAGCCUCAGUCUGCAGUUUGACAAGUUGCGUUUAACAUCAAACAGAAACAAACCUGUAACAUGUGACACUGCUGCCAUCUUUUGAUUACAGCUUUAAUUUCACAUUUGUGCACACUUAAAUUUGAGGCUGUGUAGUAUCGUGUUACACUGUAUAAUUUGUUGUCAUUUCUUAACUUGCAGACAUUUCUUUGCACAGUUUUUAAACAAAACAAACAUUUUUUUGACGAUUAGAUGCACGCUUGUUUUCAACCGUUGUUAGACAGCACUCUAAUAAAAUUGGUUGAUAGUGCAGCCUCAUACUGUAUGUCAUCAAUGUGCAGAGCAAUGUCAGCACUUUGUCAUAGAAAUUUCUUGUAAAACAAAUCAAAAGUUGCACUGUUUACACUUGGAAAUGUAUUUAAAAACUUAAGCCUUCAGUGUCUUAAUUCUCUACGUGGGUUGUUUUCUUGGCUUUAUAUUAAGUACUUAAAAGAGCUGUAUAAUAUUGAUAGUAUAAUAUAGUAUACUUGAGUAUAGUAUGCUAUGUAAAGAAAUCGUUGAAAAAAUGUCGAACUGUAAUAUCUCACAUAAAAGUCAUUAGAAAAUCAUAGAAAUUUCAUAUUACGGUGUGUUAUAAAAAAAAUUAUUUUCAAAA
Molecule: messenger RNA, 5995 nt
Organism: Plectropomus leopardus (leopard coralgrouper)
Lineage: Eukaryota; Metazoa; Chordata; Actinopteri; Perciformes; Serranidae
Gene: snx1a
Product: sorting nexin 1a
Biological process (GO): early endosome to Golgi transport; intracellular protein transport
Cellular component (GO): endosome; endosome membrane
Molecular function (GO): phosphatidylinositol binding
Source: RefSeq, a predicted model, not a curated record